ACGCUGUGAGGGGAAACAUGGCGGCGCUGGGGCGGUUGUUUCUGAGCACUCCCCCAACAAGCCUGGUUGCUGUCAGAUGUGCUUCUAAGAAAAGUGGAGGCAGCACAAAAAAUUUAGGUGGCCGCAGCCCUGGGAAACGCUACGGAUUCAAAAAAGUGGAAGGUGAAUUUGUGCAUGCAGGCAACAUUUUGGCCACACAGAGGUUGAUACGCUGGCAUCCAGGGGCUCAUGUGGGGAUGGGCCGGAACAAGACACUGUACGCCCUGGAGGAUGGGAUUGUGAGGUACACCAAAGAGGUUUAUGUACCUCUGCCCCGCAGCACCGAGAGCAGGGAGGUGAUCUGCCGCCUGCCCAAAGGAGCCAUCCUGUACAAAACCUUCAUCAAUGUUAUCCCUACCACAGAAGUAGGAAGCUUUAAACUCGUCAGCAUGCUCUGAGCAUCGUGCCUCACGGAGUAACCACUCCCAUUGGACUGGCAUCCAAGGACAGCAAUAUCUGUCUCAGGAGAUACCAGCGUAGGACUUUGUUUUCUCACUCCUAAAGCACGUGGAGUCAGUGUUGAGGCACUGGGCUUACCUGCCCACGUUUGUAAGUGUGUAAUAAAUGUGGUGGGGCUGCUGAGGGCUUGGCUGUUCAUAGAACGUGUUAUUUGUGUCCAGGGAGUAGCUGGAGCUGCCUCCCGUGGGAGAUCCUCUUCCCUUGUGCCCACGGCAUGAGUUCUCUCUGCAAUCAUUUAGAAUAAUUCCUUCUAUUCUUACUCAUCUUCAGACAUUACUGUUAUAUUUGUACCUUAAUUCUGCAGGAGAGGACAGAUCUCUUUCUGCUUGCACCUACUGCUGCAUCCCAGGAAUGAUGAUUUUUCCUUCCUUUUAACUCACCUCAGUGAUUAACUCAAAUACCUGACAGCAUUCCAUUUACUGGCCAUCUGAGGCAAGUUCCCACUCAAAAAGCUAACUCAUGACUCACUUUAGAGUGCCUGGUAAGAUGCAUGAGGAUGGGGUGGUAUUUGAAGCUCGGCAGCUGGAGGUAUAUCAUAAAGCCAUAACCCAAAAGACUUA
Colius striatus (speckled mousebird) is the source of this 1058-nucleotide messenger RNA. It is a transcript of the gene MRPL27, whose product is annotated as mitochondrial ribosomal protein L27. Gene Ontology annotation, molecular function: structural constituent of ribosome. Gene Ontology annotation, biological process: translation. NCBI's taxonomy places the organism in Eukaryota, Metazoa, Chordata, Aves, Coliiformes, Coliidae. The transcript is spliced from 4 exons. The coding region runs from base 18 to 437 and encodes 139 amino acids. The record is from RefSeq and is a predicted model, not a curated record. Gene Ontology annotation, cellular component: ribosome; mitochondrial large ribosomal subunit.